Oldenlandia corymbosa var. corymbosa is the source of this 6086-nucleotide messenger RNA. The record is from the annotation of a GenBank genome assembly. Lineage: Eukaryota; Viridiplantae; Streptophyta; Magnoliopsida; Gentianales; Rubiaceae.
UCAAACACAUAGAAAAAGCAAAAGUGGUGGUAGUAAUCAAACACAUAGAAAAAGCAAAACUGGUGGUACCUCGAUUGGGCCUUUCCUCAGUAGUAAGCUCGCUUUAGCUUCAGUCCCUUACCAUGUCAGGACGGCUCUGCAUUCCUGGACGGAAACCAUUCGCGGACAUUACCCACGGUCCGGACAUGGCCAGUGGUUGAAUCUGGGCCGAAGCCAUUGUGGCACACUACGCGGAAAUCAUAUCCAGGCUAUAUCCUUGACAUAGCAAUUAGUGCCGGCCAGCAAGCAACUGCUGCAGGACCAGAUUUCUGGCCCGAAAGAAUUGGAGACAUGGCGGCCCAGAAUACAGUAGUAAGAGGGAAGCUUGAGCCCUUAAAGAGGAAGCCCAACUAAAUCUGCCAUCACUUUUAUGCCCCCACCUGGGUUACAGACCCGCGUUACCAAGCCCGGCGAUUAUAUCUCCACACCCCUGCACUUAUUAAUGGUUAAGAAUGUGAACAAAGUUCCGAUGUGGGAUCAUUAGCAAGCUUCGCUUUCUUGAGAUGGAUCGAUCAAAAGCUACGGAAUUUGGUGGUUUAGAAGCUUCAUUACUCCAAAUGAUCAAUGCCCACAAUCAAUCUGCAGUCCAACUUCGUGAACAUACAGAGAAAGCGAAGAAAGAUGCAAUCACAAGUGCGAAAAGGGUUGCAACCCUUCUGGUGGAUUGUGUUAAUGGAGGUGUGCAGGAAGCGUUUAUAAUGGAGAAAAGGAUUGAGAUGGAAAUUCGAUUAUUAGCUGCUGCUAUAUUGCGGUUUGGGAAGAAUACUGAUCAGUGGCUUGCUGCUUCUCAUUCCAUCAAUACUGCAAUAAAGGAGAUUGGAGACUUUGAGAACUGGAUGAAGACCAUGGAAUUUGAUUGUAAAAGUAUCAAUGCUGCAAUCCGCAACAUUCAUGAAUCAUGACUUGUUUGGGUAACUCUCAACUUAUUCAUUAUUGUUAUGAAGUAUUCAGAGGAUAUGAUUUGUAUGUUACAGUUAGCAUCUAAAUCUUAUAGAGGAAAUAGAUUCUGGGUUUCAUAAAGUGUGUUUGCUGGUGGUAAUUCUGAGUUUGCAGUGCAAAAUGUGGCUCUUUGAUUAGGAUGUUUUCCCUUUCAGUUACAGCUCUUGCUGAUAUUUACUCAUUUGAUUCAUGAAAAUGCUUUGCUUCAAACCCCUACUUCUUUUCCUAAACUCUGAAGAGUUAAAUCGAGGGUUUUCUGAGGCUUUUACUCUGGCUUUCACAAUUUGGUGGAGUUUGGGGAAUAGGUGUUUAUUGCUGUAACCCUAGAGUAUGUGAUCUCAACAGUUCGCCUUGUUUUCGGCAGAUACAUUCUAGUGCUAUAAUGUACCAUAAUUAAGAUAUUUUUAUUUGAGGCCUGAUAUUAAUGCAUUGAUUACGAUUUGUUAGACCACCCGUGAACGAAGGUGAUGAAUGAAUAUGCUGCCAACAUUAGUUAUGUGCCGAUACGUAAGAUAUAGAUUGCACCAAAAAAAUGGUGUACAUCAAAGUGGCUUCGCCCACAACAAAAGCAAAAUGAGUUGAAACUUUUACAUCACUGUUGCAAUACCUCUAAAACCUUUUGGAUGUCCAGUAAUUCUUUUUCCUUAGAGAUCAAGAGAGAGUUUUUCCCUUUGGUGUCCUUUUUUUGAGCUUGGUACCAGCUUAACAGGUCUGUGUAGAAGUGGUUGGAAUGACCUAUGGUCUGAUGUAAUGCUUCUAGGAUGCUUUUACGAUUUCGCACAUUAACUUUAGUUGAAUGUAGAAGUUCUAGAACGGUUUUACAAAUUUCACAAAUCAAAGGUUAGUUGGAUAGAUUUCACUUCUCAACUCUGCUGUUGCUCUUCUCUUUCUCUAAGAUUCUGUAAGUAAAGAUCCCCAGCAGAAAGCCAUAUUUUAUGUAGUUUCUGAGGAUAAUUGGGCUGGAAUUCUGGAAGAGCAUGUUCUUUGUUAUACAUUACAAAGUUUACAGUUCUUUUAGUGUGGAGUGCUCUUGGGCGCCUCUUAAGAUUUACUUGGCCAUCUUUAUCUCUCUUUAUCCUAACCGCUUUGUCUAUCAUCUUCGAUAAACUUUCAUCGCCUUUCACUUUAACUUGAAAAGGAUGAGCAUGUAUAACAAUAUAGAAUGAUUGCACUAACUCUUGUUAUUGAUGUUAGUGGAGCUUAAUGUUCUUUGAAUCAAUUAUGUUUAAUGUCUACAAGAAUGAACAUGUGCACUGAUCUUUGUAUCCGUUAAUUAAUUUUGUUGGUCAGAACUCCUAUGGGAUAAGCUAAAGUUUGCAUUUUGUCGCUGUUGGUUUUGCAGAGUUUAUCAUUAUCAGGGUCAUAAUUUCCAGAGCAUAAAUUUUCACCUGUUAGUCCUUUGAUUGUGAGGCACACGAGUGUCAUCAUAUUCAAGGUUCAAUUUGCCUACCAAGUUUCUUCGAGCUAUCCUUUCAUUGUCAGACUUGAAGGAUCAUCUGGAACAUAACGUUUGCUGUUAAAGAAAUCAAGCUGAACAGACUCCUGCUGAUAUUCAUGUUUGCCAAAUCAUUAAGUACAUCAAUGCAGAAUGGCAGUUUCUGCUGUAAUCUUUUUUUGUCCACUUUUCCUAUGUUCGGAACCUUGCUGUAUAUAAGCUACUACCAUUAGUCUAUAAUAACGGCUACAAUUUGCAUUAUUUGUUGUAAAUUUGCCAGUUUGUAGUCUUGUAGACGUUUAACUAUUCAGAUGCCUAGAAUUUUUGGUAGGCCUUACAGAAAGAGUAAUGAAUCUCACUGACCACUUUCCCUUGCUUUCUCACUUCCAGUAGCCAGGCUAUUUCUAGCUUUUGCAUUCCAAUAUCAAAAUCAAAAGCUAAUAGCCUUAAUACCAGUUUCGGGCCUCAACUAGGUCAAAUUCCCUCUUACAUCUACAUGCACAUCAUUCUUUAUUCCAUAUCAAAAUCUUCUGGGUUACGUUGGCUUUGCUAUUUGUUGUGACUACGAACAAUGGCUAUCAAGAAGAUAUCAGAGGCACCAUUCCAGUCUCCAGAUAAUAUGCAUACUUUCAUCUUGGAGCUCAGUGCAUGAUAAUCACAAAUCACAACAUUUCUUCAAAUGAUUGUUUCAACUGCAGACAUCUCUCACAUAAAAUCCCAAAAGAAAAAUUAUUCAACACACGCUACAGGAACAACAUUUCUUAUAUCACACCAACAAAGGUCUGGUACAAAGAAAACCAAGAUACAUACAAGAAACCUCAAAUUCACUUUCGUCUCCCACUCUCCCUAAUAAUGUACAAGUAUAGUUUCCUCAAGUAUCAUACAACUUAAAUUUAUACAGAAUGAACGUACAUUGCUAGUAUGAUACAAGGAAUGGAAGGAUCAUGGUCAUGAAUGUAUCAUAACUCAAAGUUGCAGAGCCAGUAUAACGAGGAUCCUUCUCCUUGAACUUUUCAGUCAGACCCUGCAUGUAUUUUGACAAAUGUAGGCAUCAGCGAGAAUCAUAAAAGAUGUCAUGAAAUAAUUUGCCACAAACUGUAAAAAGGAGAGUUGCUAAAUAGAAAGUGAAAUUUUAUGCAUACCUUCACAAUCAUCCCACAUCUGCAGAGAAGAGAAAAAAGGCUCAGUUAAAUAAGUUACACACUGGUGCCUCCCUUCAAAUGUAAGGGAAUGAAAGAAGAAAUAGGAUGGUCAAGGGAUAAUGCGAGGAUCCUUACUCAACAAAACUGUCAAAAUUGAGUUCAACCCUUCUGCCAUUCCCUUCAUUGUAUCUGGAAACAAGAACUUGAAAAACAGAAUUGGGUACUGCAUAGCCAAUGCUAUGCAGAGCAUCUCUUAGUUCUGUUGCAUCAAUUUUCCCACUACGAUCUCUAUCAAAUCUUUCAAAUAUAGCCUAAAAGGAGAAAUACAAUGGUUAACAAAUUGUUUGAAAGUUAAAAGCCUGAAGAAAAACACGAGGAAAGAAAAUGAAUAAAAUGAACUUGUUGGACCAGUUACAGGAAUAGAAAAAUCUUACUAAGGAAGAAAGUACACUAUAAGUUCAAAACCCCAACCACUGCUCCCAGAACCAUAAUGAAAUUGAAAGAAAAAACAUUAUACCAUGAGAGGUUUUCAAAAUCUUUGGUUAGUACCAAGAAAAAGAAAUCUAAUAACCUCAAGUUUUUAUAAGAUAUGAAUUAUACAUGCUUACAGGGACAAGAUAACUCAUUAGCAACAUUUCACAAAAUGCACCGAGUCCAUUAGGGCCAAAUACUUCUUGGUUUAGAGUAUACUCCUCGACCGUUGAUCUAGGAAGAUGACAAAAUCACUCACAUAACAUAGUUCUUUCUACCCUACAUCAAAUAAGCAGAAUAUAUCCAAAGAGUUUCUGCUAAUGAGAUGCUUAUUCUUUGAAAAAUUAUGCUUUACAGUUUUAAUCACCAGCAAUCAUACCACUUAUGCAGAUACAGGCAAGUAAAGACAACCAUGUAAGAUUACUGGCUUGCAUACAGACACUACAUACGUCGACCAGCUCGUAUAAGAAUAAUCUCAAGAAGUAAACAGAAGACAAGAGUUAAAGGAAAACAAACCCGCCAUUGACUGAGACAGCUCCACAAAGCAGCAAAUUCUUUGGGCCCUACAGUUUGAGGCAAGCAACACAGAUCAAAGUCAAUACGACAGAGAUUGACAGAGUAAAUCAGACAGUUCCACAAACAAAAAAAUACUCAUUAACGGGAAGGGGAAAGAACAAUAACUGUUUAUUUAUAAUUGUACAAAAAUGUAAAACAAAUUGUAAACAAAUCACAUUGUAGCAAGCAAAAUGUACCAAAACUGCUCUGCAUUAAUAUUUCUCUUCUGAAAGAAAUUACAAAAACUUAUAUAGAUUUCAAGUCAACAGUCAGCAGAAAUGGAAAAUUUCGUACUAGAAGGAAUCAAAGGUUACGAUCAGUCUAGCUCUAACCCCCAGAUUUCCUAAUUUGAUCUUACAUAAUGCCAAGUUUCUUUUGUACACCAGUUCUUCAGUUUCACAAAAUAGUAAUCAUAGACACAUUUGCAGUUAACUGUUCAUGAGCCCAUAAAACAAGAGGCUCAACUAACAGAUUGUCAUGGAAAAAACCAAGAUAUCUCCUUUUGACAUUCUGGUUUAUAUUCUGGUCAUAAACAUCUCUCUUACUGAAAAUCAUUGGUUGUUACAACUUAUACGAAACUUUGUAUCGCCACAAAGAUUUGUCAUGGCGUUAUUCCACUCAGCAGAAACUGAGAGCAAAAUUUUUCUGAUAACAAAUAUCACAUUCUCAAAUUCCAAAAACUUAAUCUUUUCUCAAAUAAAAACUAAAAAGAAUGUAUUUUAGGUUCAGUGGAUGCCUAAGUAAGGAUCACUCAAAGCUGUAAAGAAGAAAUAUAUUAUUCAUUAUUAGCUAAUAUAAACGUUAAAAAAGUUCACACUGUGUCCCUGAACUCUUUUUUACAAAUAGCAAAAACAGUGAGCAAAGAUAAUUUAAAACGAAAUUAAAAAAUAACAUAUAAUAUGAAAAAGCCACGUAUUGAAACUAUGAAACCAGGAAAUCUCACCGAUUCUGAGUGCAGAAUCAGAUGGGUUUUUGAAGAGAAAGAUCAGCAAACGGAUAGUCCGCAAGCUAAAGCGUUGAUAAUUCGAAGAUAGAGCUUGCUGGAGCUCAGUUUCCUCAAUGAACCCGCUCCGAUCCCGGUCCACCAUCUGGAAGCUCCGAAUGACCUCCGGAUCAGUCCCCGGCGGGAAAGAAGCCGGCGGAUUGUACCCAGGAUAAUACUGCUGCUGCUGCUGCUGCUGCUGAGGUGGUGGAUACCCAUACCCGUAUUGCUGACCCGAACCAUAACCCCCGCUGCCGUAUUGACCCGGAUAUUGAUAAGGGGCGGAGGCCGGCGGGGAAGAGGAGGAAGUGGAAUGGUGGUAGUAAUAGUCUUGAGGAUUGGGCGCCCGAGAUGGCUGAUACGGGUGGGCUAAGUGGGGCUCAUCCGGGCCGGGUAUGGGUGGGGCAGAGGGAGAGUAUGCAGCUUUGUUAUUGUUAUCGUUUCUGUUGAAUGAAGGAGAAGAAGAAAACUCCAUUGCUGUUUCUGUGUGUGUACUAAAAUGGGCGUGUUUUUGGUUUGAGCU